AUGGAUUUGAAUUAUAAUGAAGCUGGCGAAGAGCCAAUGAACAUAUCUCCUUCACCGGAUUUUCUAUGGCUUUGUAAAGAGUUAUUUGUAAAGAUCGAUGAAAUUGCAAAAAGCAAUACGAAAGAGUUAAACAAACCUGUUUAUACCCUUUACUACGAAGUAAUACAACGAUUUAUAAAUCUUUGGAGAAAGACUGUUGGUAAUGAUAUCUAUCCUGCACUAAGAUUGAUUCUUCCUUAUCGAGAUAGAACAAUUUUUAAUAUCAAGGAAAUUACAUUAGGUAAAGCAUUAUGUUUAUGGCUUAAAUUACCAAGAAAUUCGAUCACUGAGAAGAAACUUCUUCAUUGGAAGGAGUACGCCUCUCGGGGUGAUAAACUCUCUAAUAUAUGUGUUGAUGAAAUAGGUAAACGUAGAAGUGAGUAUUCCCAAGGAUCACCAAUCAAGAAAUCGCUGAGACCAACCCGGAUAUCAAUAGACGAAUUAAAUUCCAAGUUGGACCAAUUAUCGCAAGAAAGAAAUACAAAGGAUAGGGGUUACAAAUCUCUGGCAAACUCCGAAAUAUUUCAGUACUGUCUGCAUAACAUGUCUUUUAUCGAAAUGAAGUAUUUCUUCGAUAUCCUAUUGAAGAACAGGGUCAUCGGUGGUCAGGAACACAAAUUUCUAAAUUGUUGGCACCCAGAUGCAAGGGAUUAUUUAAGCGUGGUCUCAGAUUUACGAGUACUAACAAAGAGGUUAUGGGAUCCUAAUGUUAGAUUAGAGCAAGAUGAUUUAGCAAUAAGAAUAGGUUAUGCAUUCUCACCACAAUUAGCCAAGAAGGUGAAUUCAACCUAUGCAACUGUCAGUAAAAAAUUGUCGAAUAACUUCUUGAUAGAGGAAAAAAUGGAUGGAGAAAGGAUACAAAUACAUUAUAUGAAUUAUGGAAAAGAGAUAAAAUUUCUAAGUAGGCGUGGAACAGAUUUUACAUAUUUAUAUGGAAGCGAUUUGAAUAGUGACACUGUAGCGAAGUAUUUGAAACUUGACAGAAAAGUUAAGAAUUGUAUUCUAGAUGGCGAAAUGGUUACAUUUGAUAUAGGGAGGGGAAUCGUACUGCCGUUCGGCAUUGUAAAAAGUAGUGCGAAAGAUGUCUUAACACAAAACGAUAUUUUAAAUGAAGGGUUUUCCCCAAUGUGUGUGAUAUUCGAUUUACUAUAUGUCAAUGGUGUACCAUUGACAGAGUCACCGCUCCAUCAAAGGAAGGACUAUCUAACAAAAAUAUUAACACCAGUUCCUCAUCGUGUUGAGGUUAUCAACACUGUCAAAUGUGACGGUGAGGAGCUAAUAAAAUCUUCAUUGGAGAAAGCAAUCUAUUUAGGCUCAGAAGGUAUUAUCUUAAAGGCCUAUAAUAGUAAAUACUCUAUAGGUAGUAGAAAUGAUAGUUGGAUAAAAGUAAAACCCGAAUACUUAGAACAAUUUGGUGAAAAUAUGGAUUUGAUAGUAAUGGGAAGAGAUUCAGGUAAGAAAGACUCCUUAAUUUGCGGUCUAAUUGUGUAUGAAAAUGAUAAUAAAUUAAAUUCAAAUGAUAUAGUCGAGAUUACCUCAGCAGAUGAGAUUGAAACGGACCUACCAGAUGAGAGCGAACCUAAGGAGUUAAAAUGCGUGAUGUCAUUCUGUACCAUUGCAAACGGGCUAUCACAAGAAGAAUUUAAAGAAAUUAGCAGAAAAACCAGAGGUAAAUGGAAACGUUCUGAAACUGUACCACCGCCUUCUGAACUAUUGUUUGGAACAAAGAUUCCCGUAGAAUGGAUAGAUCCCAGAAAUUCGAUUGUUUUAGAGGUAAAGGCAAGGUCACUGGAUAAUACUAGUGCCAAAUCACAUAAAUAUAAGGUUGGAUGCACUCUAUUUGGUGGUUACUGUCGUCAAGUUCGAUAUGACAAAGAUUGGAGAAAUUGCUACACAUAUAGAUCAUUUCAGGAUGAUAGGAUGUCAAGAAAUAACCAGUAUAACAGUGCUAAUCACGAGUUAGUAUCCCCAAAGAGAAGAAAACUAAACAAAAAUUAUGGGAUACUGAGUUCUUUUCAGAACAAUACAGCUAACGUUAACAAAAAAACAGAAAUUUUUAGAAAUCUUUCGUUUUACGUUACGACCGAUUAUAUUGACGAAUGCAAUAGUAAAAGAAAUACAAAGGAAGACAUAAUUGAUACAAUUGUUGAAAAUGGUGGAAAAAUCGUGUACAACAUCUUAUUGAAGGAAUGGGAUUACAAACAUUUGCGUAUUAUAGGAAACCGAUACACUACCGAAUGUAAAACUUUGACCAGAAGAGGGUACGAUAUCAUAAGUGCAAAAUGGAUAAUUGACUGUAUCCAAAAUAAUCGUGUAAUAAAAUUAGAACCAGACCAUUGCUUUGAUGUAUCUAAGGAGUUGAGCAAUUUAGCACAUUGGAGAGUGGACAAAUUUAAGGAUAGCUACACAUCACUUGUGGAUGACAGUGCAAUACUAAAAUGUAUUGAAGAUAAUGUGGAUUCAGUUAAAGUUCAUGACAGUUAUAAUACAUAUUAUUCUAUUCCUCAAUUUCUUUUUUACAGAAGAGUCGUGUUUAUUGUGCAGGAUACAAUUUAUAACCCGAAUGUAUAUAAUUUGCAGAUUAAGAUCAAACUUUUUGGUGGUGAAAUUACAACUGAUCUCGAUACCUGUAAUUUAGUUGUUAUCGGUAUAAAGUAUUCUAUUGAUAUAGCGAAUGAUAUUAGGAACAUUCGGCACAGUUUUUCAAAACGUGUACGUGCGUCUUCUCAUGUACCAACCAUACCAUACAUCGUGAAUAGUCAUUGGAUAGAAGAGUCUAUUGAAAGGAACAUACAGUUGCCAGAAGAAGAUUUUCAGUACGUUACCUCAUGA
Messenger RNA from Maudiozyma saulgeensis, 2871 nucleotides. The record is from the annotation of a GenBank genome assembly. Lineage: Eukaryota; Fungi; Ascomycota; Saccharomycetes; Saccharomycetales; Saccharomycetaceae.